This is a messenger RNA of Bactrocera dorsalis (oriental fruit fly), 3540 nucleotides long. It is a transcript of the gene CCAP-R, whose product is annotated as cardioacceleratory peptide receptor. The record is from RefSeq and is a predicted model, not a curated record. Gene Ontology annotation, cellular component: membrane. Gene Ontology annotation, molecular function: vasopressin receptor activity. The transcript has 6 exons. Gene Ontology annotation, biological process: G protein-coupled receptor signaling pathway. Lineage: Eukaryota; Metazoa; Arthropoda; Insecta; Diptera; Tephritidae. The coding region runs from base 282 to 1862 and encodes 526 amino acids.
UUUUUUUUUACUUCUUGCAGGGUCUUAAUCAUGUAUUAUUGGUUUGCGUCUGUUCAACAUUUUAUGCUGUAACUCUACUCCCAGUCUGAAACGUAAACCCAAAAAAAAUUAAGUGGCAAAUUCAAAAUUUUAACUUUUAACCAGAUUUGCAGUGGGAUCUGCGACGACUUUAAUUUUUCGGAGAAAAACAUUGAAUUAAAUCCGCAAUUCUCCAAAGAAAUACAAAGUCGCAAUUCACGAUAUAACAAUGAAUAAUACUUAUAUAUGUAUUAGGCUAUGUGAUGGGUGGUAUUAAUGUUCGUUUGUAUACAGUGGAGCCUCCAGUUGUGCUGGCCUACGAGCAUACUAUUCCGCAGCAUUUCAUUCCUGAUAAUUCAGCAACGACAAAUUCGAAUGUAAGUGCCGCUGUUAUUGCUGCGAUUGACAGCCCAAAUAGCACUGCUAAUGACUUCAAUUACGUAGAAGUAAGCAAUAGCAACACUCCUGCAACAAGCACUAUCGUUUCACUAAGCAACUUUACCUACUCUCACUUCAUUGCGGCUGUGUCUCAUGCUGUCCUUACGUCUACACCACCGACUACGACUUUGUCAAUGGCAUCAUUCGAUCUUCAUCCAGUUUUGAUUGAGCAAGAUAUUUCUUCAUCAUUUAACGGUGGCAAUAAAAUUUCGGAGGACGUAGUGGGAAAUAAUUUGGGACCAUCAACAGAGACGACAGAGAGUGUAGGAAAUGAUAAACUAAAUUCGUUCUAUUUUUACGAGAUGGAACAGUUCGCAGUCCUGUGGAUACUCUUCACUGUUAUUGUGCUCGGUAACUCUACGGUGCUUUUUGUUCUGUUUGUAAAUAAAAAUCGAAAAUCAAGAAUGAAUUACUUUAUUAGGCAGCUGGCAGUCGCAGAUCUUUCUGUCGGUUUGCUUCAUGUGCUUACCGACAUAAUAUGGCGAAUAACAAUUUCAUGGAGGGCCGGUAAUAUUGCUUGUAAGCUCAUACGCUUUUCCCAAGUUUGCGUAACAUAUUCCUCUACGUAUGUGCUAGUAGCUAUGAGUAUCGAUCGCUAUGACGCCAUAACUCACCCAAUGAACUUCUCGAAAUCAUGGCGAAGGGCAAAGCAUCUUGUUACAGCAGCAUGGGUAGUAUCAGUUAUUUUCUCGUUACCCAUUUUGUUUCUUUACGAAGAAAAGCUAAUCCAGGGCCAGAUGCAAUGUUGGAUAGAACUUGGUUCGCCGGAAGCAUGGCAAACAUAUAUGUGCCUAGUGGCGACAACACUAUUCAUACUUCCCGCGCUUAUCAUCUCAGCUUGUUAUGCGAUUAUCGUCAAAACAAUUUGGGCGAAAGGCUCCAUAUUCACAUCCGGAGAACGUUGUAAUAACAAUGUAACUAGUAGAAGAGCCAGCUCUCGCGGAAUAAUACCUCGAGCCAAAGUAAAAACCGUCAAAAUGACAUUUGUUAUUGUCAUCGUAUUUAUACUGUGUUGGUCUCCAUACAUUGUCUUCGACUUACUGCAAGUAUUUGGACGUAUUCCGAAAACGCAAACCAAUAUUGCUAUAGCAACGUUUAUACAGAGUUUAGCACCAUUAAAUUCUGCAGCGAACCCACUCAUUUACUGCGUCUUUUCAUCGCAAGUAUUUCGCACACUCAGCCGUUUUCCCCCUUUCAAGUGGUUCAAAUGCUGUUGCCGUUCUUAUUUAAAUAGUACUUUAACACAAAGUCGCUGCAGCACCGUGAGCCGUCGACUUCACUAUAGCUGCGAUUCAGUGCGAACGUUGACUACUUCGCUCGCCGUAUCACGACGCUCUACCAAAGCGUCAUCACAUGUAGUCAUAUGUGAAAAAGAAAAGGAUCCAUUAGCCGUUUCGGAAGUAUGAUGUCGUACACUAUUUAGAUCGCAUCUUAACCACAACCUUAAUACAUAACUUAAGUUAUUUUAAAAUUGAAUUGAAUGGUUUGUGAUACAAAAAUAAUAAAUUCGUAAAUUGUUGGAAUCAAAAAGAUACAAAGAACAUCAUUCUUAUGGCUGAUUUACAUAAAACUUUCCUUGCUUUCGCUUUGCGAAGUAAACAUAGAAGGACAUGUCAUAAUGAACGCUUUGCUUUCCCUGCUACUCUCAGAUAUCUAUUAUUGCGUGCAUUGAUAUUUAUUUUCAUCUUAACAGAUUUGGUAAACUAAUUUCACAUAAGUACAUACAUACAUACAUAUGUGUGUAUUUAUAUCAAAGCAUAAAAAGAUGUAAAUUUUUCGCCAUUUAUGCAAAAGCAAACAUCGAAUUUCUCUGUCAGAGCAAUAAUCUGAAGCAAAGCGAGGCAAAAGAUGCAUGUGAAUCAGUCAUUAAAGACCUCUCUUCGGUAAUUAAUAUUUAUGCUAACAUGCCGUGUAGACGCUGAUGUACUUAAAUGCAUGGAUAUGUAAGGAGAUAUGUACUUGCAAAAUAUUUUACUUAUAUGGCUAAUAUGCAUUUUUUUGCAUGUAUGUAUUUAUAUAUGUAAUAUAUAUGUAUAUAUAUAAAAUGUUAAACUAUGAUAAAAUACGCAUAGAUGAUAAGAAAAACAGAUUACAGAUUUUUUUUUAAAUAAAACUAAUUUUAUAUAUGUAUAUACAAACGUCUGGUUUUAUUAACGUUAUGUCGAGUUUCAUUAAAAGCCGCCAAUCACCAUUGAUUAAUUAUACUAUAAAAAUUUAUUUUUGGACGAAGUUAUAAGUCAGAGCUAUAUUAUUUAUUAUUUUAACAGGUGUGAAUACUUUAGCUCAUUACCAAUACCAAAAAAACUACUAAGAUAAACUACCAAAAAUUGUCGAUAUCUAAUACGAGUUCCAGAUAAUGCUAGACAGAAGCAUAGCCAGCGUCUCUCUCAUGCCUACUUCCCUGCACUUUCUGCCUAUAAUGUAAUUAAUUACGCUGAUCCGGUUCGCAUGUGAUGUCAAUAGUUGCCUUUUCCAAAUAUAGCGUGAGAGUAUACAUAUGUUCUAUUUUAUCCAUCAAAUCCUUCAUAUUGAGCAAGUCCCAAAAAUUCAUAUGGAGAAUUCACAUAACAAUCAAUUUUGCAACUGAUUUUACUGCAGAGCUUUCCACUUCAAUGUCGAUGGGAUGAGUUACUUUUUAGGGAAAACGUUGCUGUGGUACUUAUAGCCCCCAUUAUGCAGAGAACAGCAAGUCGCUGUAUCCCCUCCAAAGGUUUUAUGUAUGAGAUUUUACAGAUAGCGGUUUACCACACCAAAGCAUCGUAAAGCAAUUGACAGCAAUUGGCUUGAUUUCCGCUGUGUAACACCAAUGCAUGAGGCCAGGAUAAAAGUCCCCUUUUUCACUCUAUUCUUCAUAUUUUGUUUCUAAAUCAGUUUGCUAUCCAAAAUUACUCCAAGAUACUUGGUACGCACCCUAAUUGUUAACUCAACAGUUUAGAGCCUUAAGGGUUUUCAUAUCGAGAUUUUGUACCUCCUUGUAAAGAGUACCAUAUCCGUCUUACCGGCGAUAUCACCUAAAGCGUUAUUCAUCACGCUACUAAUAAUAGGCAUUAUAAUCGCUAUAUUUUAUUCAUUUCGAUUUGCGUU